AUGAUCCAACUCAAGACGAUGCUUAAUUGCAUCGACAACUCAGGAGCCGCCGUUGUUGAAUGCGUGAAUGUUCUAAAGAAGAAAAGCCCGGCUACCAUUGGAGACCGCAUCGUCGUCGUCGUCCAGAAACAGCGAAACUUUGGUCCCGAAAACUCUACAAACAGCGGUAUUGCCAACAAAGUCCGUCGCGGUGACAUUCGCCAUGCAGUGGUCGUUCGAGCCCGCAAGGAGAUUCAGCGACCGGAUGGAAGUCUCAUCAAGUUUGACGAUAAUGCAUGCGUCUUGGUUAACAAGGCUGGUGAGCCUAUCGGUACUCGAUUGAAUGGUAUUGUCGGAGCUGAGCUACGGGGAAAGCAAUGGUCAAAGAUCUUGUCACUGGCACCGAUGCAUUUGUAA
Molecule: messenger RNA, 396 nt
Organism: Talaromyces marneffei
Lineage: Eukaryota; Fungi; Ascomycota; Eurotiomycetes; Eurotiales; Trichocomaceae
Exons: 4
Coding region: 1-396 (131 amino acids)
Biological process (GO): translation
Cellular component (GO): mitochondrial large ribosomal subunit; ribosome
Molecular function (GO): large ribosomal subunit rRNA binding; structural constituent of ribosome
Source: RefSeq, a predicted model, not a curated record